AUCAUACCAAUGGACUUUGAAUAGUUCUGACAUCACCCUACAUCAAUUUGGGCUCGAUCCAACGGUCAAAUCAUUCUUGAUUGUACGAUUACGCAUAAUUGAACGGCGAUCACUCGCCUUAACCUCAAAACACACUAACUUAAGAUCGGGAUGUCCGAUUGCCAAUCCGUCUGUACUUAAAGACUCCUCACAACACCAACUACAACAUAUAUAAAAUCGGACACGAUUUGACGGUCGAAUCAUCUUCGAUCUAACGUUCCAGAUUUGCAUAUUUGUUCUCCUUAUGCCAGGGGUGAUUCUCUAGACACCCAAUCAUUGUGCAAAGACUUUUAUGCAACUGGGCUACAAUGGAAAGAAAUAUGGCAGCAGAUGGCUUACCUUGGUCUGGGUUUGCACCUAGGCCUGCAUGUGCUGGCCACCCCCAGCCGUUUCUAGUUGAUGCGCUAGCCUGGCGUUAAGAAAAGAGUCGUUCUCUAGCAAGUAUCUCUACGUGAGGACCUAUAUGUAAGAACACCGUUGGAUCUAAUCUAACUGCUACGCAAUAACCAAUUGUAAGUGAAUUGUGUGAAACUGUUGCACUGGGACGAGGCCUCCUCCCUCCAAAACGGCUGUAUUGUGUUCUUGAAGAACACGAUAUCUCCCUCCAACAAAGUUGUUCUCUUUCUUCAAUAACAUAAAAUUUUCUUUUGAUCAGAGACCGAUUCUUCUCAUCCGAGACUUCCCCUUCUCAAAGCAUCCACCGAAAAAAAGCAUCCACUAGGCAUCAGUUGUUUGUCCCCAAAAUCUUACAACCCAGCUACCACCCAAAAUAUCUCAACAGCAUUUGCUCACGUUCUCCUUAAUGAACCAUCAUCAGAGUGAGAGAAGUGACCCUGCAAGUGUUGUUGUCGAUGUGAGAGCAGCGAAGCCAUGUCAACCUGAAGGAGAUUCUUACCCGAAGACCCGUGCUGGCGAAUAUCCGGGUCACACUCCCGGCGGGCGUGGCCACACCCAAACCGUUGAGCAAGGAUUUGGGUCAAUACAGGGCAGUGAACAUGAUGGCCCUUUGCAAGGACUUCAACGCCCAGACCCAAAUGUUUAAACUUGACGUACCCGUGGUGGUGACCCUGAACAACACCUACGAGUUCAUGGUAAAGUCACCGUCUGUCAACUGGUACCUGAGGAAGGCCACCAGCCUCGACUCAGGCAGCAGCCGACUCAAACACGUGGUCGCUUCUGAACUGUCUUUGAGGCACGUGUAUGAGAUCGCCAAGGUGAACCAAUCUGACCCGUAUUUCCAGUACAUGCCCGCCUUGGAGUCCAUUUGCCCUUGUUUAAAGCUUUGGUUGCCUUGUGUUCAGAAUCGCAAUGAUGCACAAUCACUUGUGUGCCACGAAAAUAUGUAUCGUAAACGCUUCAAACGGAUUCACUAAAGCUUCAUCAUCGUUUGAUUUACUAUUCACUACAGCUCUAUAAAUACUAUGUACUAUUUUUUUUAUACUAAUUAGUCUUCAUUCAUUAGUAUUUUGAUGAAUUUUUUCAGAUAAACUGAAAAGAAUAUAAAGAAAGUGACACAAGAAGUUUGUAGAAUUUGUGUUAUUUAAUGAAUUAUUCUGAUAUUUGAAAGUUAAA
Messenger RNA from Prunus dulcis (almond), 1611 nucleotides. Its product is annotated as 54S ribosomal protein L19, mitochondrial-like. Gene Ontology annotation, biological process: translation. The coding region runs from base 1035 to 1412 and encodes 125 amino acids. The transcript is spliced from 2 exons. Lineage: Eukaryota; Viridiplantae; Streptophyta; Magnoliopsida; Rosales; Rosaceae. The record is from RefSeq and is a predicted model, not a curated record. Gene Ontology annotation, cellular component: large ribosomal subunit; ribosome. Gene Ontology annotation, molecular function: structural constituent of ribosome; large ribosomal subunit rRNA binding.